Messenger RNA from Prunus armeniaca (apricot), 1353 nucleotides. The record is from the annotation of a GenBank genome assembly. Lineage: Eukaryota; Viridiplantae; Streptophyta; Magnoliopsida; Rosales; Rosaceae.
AUGAUUACAAGGUCUCAGUAUUCUGUUGCUGAUAGAAGGUCGGCAACUAGAUAUGGGGAUUCAUUGUCAAAUAAAAACACCAAUCGUCUGGGUCCGAGACAAGGAGGUUCUUCAUCAUUAUAUAGUCGUCCUAGUCUAUUAGAUAUGAAGAAUGAUAGGAUGGAAAAUCGUGCGCGAGUUUAUGAGUUCUUGCGAGGGAUUGGUAUUGUCCCUGAUGAGCUUGAUGGGUUGGAGCUUCCUGUUACAGUUGAAGUUAUGAGGGAACGUGUGGAUUUUCUUCACAAGCUGGGGCUUACAAUUGAAGACCUUAACAACUAUCCACUUGUUCUAGGCUGCAGUGUGAAGAAAAACAUGAUUCCUGUACUUGAUUAUCUUGGAAAAUUGGGUGUUAGGAAAUCCACUUUCACAGAGUUCUUGAGAAGAUAUCCACAAGUCCUGCAUGCUAGUGUUGUUAUUGACCUUUCACCAGUGGUCAAGUAUCUUCAAGGAAUGGAUAUCAAACCCGAUGAUAUUCCCCGGGUUCUUGAAAGAUAUCCAGAAGUCUUGGGAUUCAAGCUUGAGGGGACCAUGAGCACUUCAGUGGCUUAUUUAGUCGGAAUUGGGGUCGCAAGAAGAGAGAUUGGAGGGGUGUUAACUAGAUACCCCGAGAUUUUAGGGAUGCGUGUAGGUAGGGUGAUCAAGCCUUUUGUUGAGUAUCUUGAAGAUUUGGGUAUUCCAAGAUUAGGCGUGGCUAGACUGAUAGAGAAGCGGCCUCACAUCCUUGGAUUUGGAUUGGAGGAGAGGGUGAAACCAAAUGUUCAAUCUCUUUUGGAGUUUUGUGUUCGAAAAGAAUCACUUGCUUCUGUAGUGGCACAAUAUCCUGAGAUAAUAGGAAUUGAUCUAAAGCCUAAGCUUCUCAGUCAACAAAGUUCACUCAAGUCAGUAAUUGAUUUGAGUCCUGAGGAGUUUGGCAGAGUUGUUGAGAAGAUGCCUCAGGUUGUUAGCCUCAGUGAUAGACCUAUGAUGAAGCAUGUAGAUUUCCUUAAGAAUUGUGGAUUCUCCUUGGAACAAGUGAGGAAGAUGGUCGCAGGGUGCCCUCAAUUGCUUGCCUUGAAUCUUGACAUCAUGAAACUUAGCUUCGAUUUCUUUCAAACAGAGAUGCAAAGGCAUUUGGAUGACUUGGUUGAUUUCCCGGCGUUCUUUACUUACAGUCUGGAAUCUACUAUAAAACCAAGACAUAAGAUGGUUUCAAAGAAGGGGUUGAAAUGCUCCCUUGGAUGGCUUCUUAAUGCUCUGAUGAAAAGUUUGCACAACGGAUGGACUAUGACACUAUCGAAAUGGAGGAGAUGGAGUUGUUGCCAUCAUUUGAUAUGA